Messenger RNA from Colletotrichum orchidophilum, 1620 nucleotides. Its product is annotated as serine carboxypeptidase S28. The coding region runs from base 1 to 1620 and encodes 539 amino acids. The transcript is spliced from 8 exons. The record is from RefSeq and is a predicted model, not a curated record. Gene Ontology annotation, molecular function: dipeptidyl-peptidase activity; serine-type exopeptidase activity. Gene Ontology annotation, biological process: proteolysis. NCBI's taxonomy places the organism in Eukaryota, Fungi, Ascomycota, Sordariomycetes, Glomerellales, Glomerellaceae.
AUGAAGGUCUCACUCGCCUUGCUCAGCUGCCUUGCGGUGGCCCAGGCCCACUUCGCCUUCCAGCCCAUACAGCCUCCUCUGAGGGCCGAAGAUGAGGAAGAAGGGCUUCUCUCCAAGAGAGAAUCCGGUUUCUUUGAGCAGCUCAUCGACCACGAUAACCCGGAACUUGGUACCUUCCAGCAAAGAUACUGGUGGAAUGCCACGUUUUGGGAGGGACCUGGCUCUCCAGUGGUGUUCUUCACACCUGGAGAAUCGGAGGCUUCGGUGUACACCGGUUACCUCACGGACCGUGCCAUUACAGGAGCCAUUGCCAAGGCAAUCGGCGGUGCUGUCGUCAUGGUUGAGCACCGUAACUGGGGAACCUCCUUGCCGUACGCGCUCCAAGAUACAAAGAACCUCCAGCAGCACACCAUGACCAACGCGGUUCUCGACUUUGCCAACCUCGCUCGCAACGUCAAGCUGCCUUUCGACACGAACAGCAGCAGCAACGCCCCCCAAGCCCCCUGGGUGUACACCGGUGGAUCCUACUCCGGCACCCUGGCCGCCGCCAUCGCGAAGCUGGCACCGGGAACCUUCUGGGCAUACCACGCCAGCAGCGGUCCCGUCGAGGCGACGUACGACUACUGGGGCUACUUCCUCCCCAUCCAGAACGGCAUGCCCAAGAACUGCAGUCGUGAUUUUGAGCGGAUGAUUGACCACAUCGACAACGUCUUGCUCACCGGCAGCGACGACGAGGUCUACUCCUUGAAGAAGAAGUUUGGCCUCCAGGACCUCGCUCACAAGUCAGACUUUGCCUCUGCCCUGGUCGGACCCCUUGGAUACUGGCAGUCGAUCCAGCUGUACUCGGGCUAUUCCGUGUUUUACCAAAUGUGCGAUUCCGUCGAGGGCGCCACGGGCAACUCCUCGGCGCCCAACGCGACCUACAGCGCGGAUGGCGUCGGUCUUACGAAAGCGCUGGACAACUACGCCAACUGGUGGACCACGGUGUACCUUCCGGGGACUUGCGCAUCCUACGGCAUUGAAGAGUGGCAGGAUCCCUUGAACGUGGCCUGUUUCGAUUCCUACAACGCCACGAGCCCCAUCUACACCGACUGGAGCGCCGACAACCCAUUCGGUCGGACUUGGUACUGGAUGACGUGCAACGAGCCCUUCUUCUACUGGCAGACUGGUGCCCCCAAGGAUCGUCCCACCAUCGUCUCGCGCUUCGUCACGCCCGAGUACUACCAAGGCCAAUGCGACCUCUUCUUCCCCAAGCAGGGCAACUUCACCUAUGCGUCCAACGCUGGCAAGACCGCCGCGGACCUGAACAAGUCGACUGGCGGCUGGUUCUUCACCAACACCACCCGCCUCAUGUGGUCCAAUGGCGAAUUCGACCCCUGGCGAUCCGCCUCCGUGUCAAGCGAGCUUCGUCCCGGCGGCCCGCUCAAGUCCCGCCCCGGUGCUCCGGUCCGCCUCCUCCCGGGAUCCCGUCACUGCAAUGAUUUGCUCGUCAAAAACGGCGCGGUCAAUGAAGGUGUGCAGGCGGUCAUCACCGCCGAGGUCGACCAGAUGAAGACUUGGGUUGAUGAGUUUUAUGCUGGCAAGGCAAAGUACAGACGCCGCGCCGCACGGCCUCUGUGA